Molecule: messenger RNA, 901 nt
Organism: Prosopis cineraria
Lineage: Eukaryota; Viridiplantae; Streptophyta; Magnoliopsida; Fabales; Fabaceae
Exons: 1
Coding region: 163-675 (170 amino acids)
Source: RefSeq, a predicted model, not a curated record
UCCCCACAAAAACCGUCAAAAGACUUCAGUUUGGAGAAGUUCCGCACGAAGCUCCCAUGAACUAUCGUGGAAGCACCUCUCCCCAGUCCCUUCCCUCUUUUUCUCUCUAUAUAUGAACCAACCUGCCCUCAUUCCAGAUGAUGAUGAAGCCAGCCUUCAAAUAUGGUAAAUCUGACGAGAUCCUCCAAGCACAAGAACAACGUCGUCGGGCGCUUCAGGCAUGACGCCGGCUGCAAGAAGCACCCCAAACACCACCAAUCGCCCGGCGUUUGUUCUCUCUGCCUGAGAGAGCGCCUUUCCCAGUUAUCUGCUCCCUCCACGUCACGUGCCGCUCCUCCUCCUUCUUCUGCUGCCACUUCAUCCUCUGUUUCUUCUCUGUCCUCCUAUUAUUCCUCUUCUUGCGCUUCUUCUUGCGCUUCUCCUCCUGGUGAGGGCAAGACGACUAACUCAUCGAUCUCCAUCUUUUGGUUCAAUGCCAAGCACGGACUCCUCAAGAGCAGGUCAAUGGCUGCUGCUUCUAGAAGGAGAGAUGCAGUUGGUGAUGAUGAUACAGCUGCUAAAAGUUGGGGCUUCUUGUUCAACUUGCUUCGUCCUAGACAUAAGAAAACGGCGCACAAAGAUGCUCAGCUGGUUCGCUGCUCGUCUGUUAGACAAAAUGUGACAGUAGCGGGCUAACAUAUAGUCAAUAUCUUUUCAAAUCAGGGCGUUGAUUGCUAUAUUAUUGAUCAGCAAUUCUUUCCGAUUCUUUUCUAUACAGAACCUAGCUGGGGAGAAAAAGCGACAUCCUGCAUCGCAUUGCACAUGCAUUCUGUAUAUAAAUCCAUGCACGCUCUUUGUAUCGUGAAAGAGAAAACAGUAGCUAGCAAUUUAAUAUUAAAUUUAUUAUGUGAUUAACAAGGUC